UGACUGGAUCCGCCGUGAAUUGUCUGCUCGAGAGCCCAGGCCGCCCCGCCCGAGCCCGCCCUCCGCCGCCGCCGCCGCCGCCGCACGGUCCUGGGAGCCCCCGGGGGGAGGGGGACAGGAAUGAGUCGCUCUGCCCGAGGCCGCGAGACGCAGGAAUGAUCUGAGCCCGGCCAUUCCCGGCCUGCCCCGCGCUGCUCUCCGUGACUCGUCCUGCUGCCGAUCUAAAGAAUUAUCAAAAUGGGAGCGUUUUUAGACAAGCCAAAGAUGGAGAAACAUAAUGCCCAAGGGCACGGUAAUGGAUUGCGAUAUGGUCUUAGUAGUAUGCAAGGCUGGCGAGUUGAAAUGGAAGAUGCACAUACAGCUGUGAUUGGUCUGCCAAACGGACUUGAUGGUUGGUCAUUCUUUGCUGUUUAUGACGGUCAUGCUGGGUCCCAGGUUGCCAAAUACUGCUGUGAGCAUUUGCUAGAUCACAUCACAAGCAACCAGGAUUUCAAAGGGACUGACGGACAGUUGUCUGUAGAGAGUGUAAAAAGUGGGAUCAGAACAGGCUUCCUGCAAAUUGAUGAACAUAUGAGAGUAAUCUCUGAGAAGAAACAUGGUGCAGACAGAAGUGGCUCAACCGCUGUGGGUGUAAUGCUUUCUCCUCAGCAUAUUUACUUUAUCAACUGUGGAGACUCAAGAGGUUUACUUUGUAGGAGCAAGAAAGUCCAUUUCUUUACGCAGGAUCACAAACCAAGCAAUCCACUUGAAAAGGAGCGCAUACAGAAUGCUGGUGGCUCUGUAAUGAUCCAGCGUGUAAAUGGGUCACUUGCUGUUUCAAGGGCUCUAGGUGACUUUGAUUAUAAAUGUGUCCACGGAAAAGGCCCUACAGAGCAGCUUGUUUCACCAGAGCCUGAAGUUUAUGAGAUUGAGCGAUCUGAAGAAGAUGACCAGUUUAUAAUCCUGGCGUGUGACGGAAUCUGGGAUGUCAUGGGGAACGAAGAGCUGUGUGAUUUCGUAAGAUCCAGACUUGAAGUUACUGAAGACCUUGAAAAAGUGUGCAAUGAAAUAGUAGACACCUGUCUGUACAAGGGAAGUCGAGACAACAUGAGUGUCAUCUUGAUCUGUUUUCCAAGUGCACCAAAAGUAUCCCCAGAGGCUGUGAAGAGAGAGGCAGAGCUGGACAAGUACCUGGAAAGCAGAGUAGAAGAAAUCAUAAAGAAGCAGGGUGAAGAAGGUGUACCAGACUUAGUCCACGUGAUGCGUACGCUAGCCACUGAGACCAUCCCUAACCUCCCACCUGGGGGAGAAUUGGCAAGCAAACGGAGUGUGAUUGAAGCAGUUUACAACAAACUGAAUCCAUAUAGAAAUGAUGAUACUGAUUCUGCUUCAACCGAUGAUAUGUGGUAAAUCUGUCCAUUAAACAUGGAGUUUACAUCCAUCCUCCAAAUGAAAAACACAGCCCAACCUCAGUGGUCCUUCUUAGCACCCAUCCUCAACACUCAUUUAAAGAAGGGAACGAUGUGGGUGAGCGUGGUGACACCAGGGUAUCCCAGCAGUUCAACUGGCAGAGAAUCAGAUUGGCUUUCCUCAUAUUUCUUUCUCUAUCACUUCCUCACUUUAUAUAUUUUCUUUGUAAAAUUAGAAAUUUCUGUAAACGUACUUUCAAACAAUAAUUCACAUUGUAAAUCAGACUCCAGCUAUUUCUGUUGUAUGAUUUAAUUAUUAUUUUUUUUUGUAAAGUGCAAUUGUCCUUGUACAAAAUGGUCAUAUUUAAUUAUGGACUGCAAAUUUCUCCUAAAGGUUACAGGAAGUCUGGCUUGUUAUGUCAUGCAAACAAUAAUCUAACCCUAUACUUUCAUGUGGCGGUUUUAGAUAUGAAAUGCAGCAGCAACAUAACCCGCAAGGCCUCUAUGGAAUUGUUAAUAAGAUUGUAACUUUAAUGUACAGGUGUUUGUUAUUUUUGUGUUUUUUCCACCCUCUUUUCCCAAACAUUGAAUAACCUGCAAUGAUCUUAAAUUUAUUUUAAUUUUCACAUAGUGGUGAUUUAGAGAAUAUUGGGGCAUCUGAUGAGCAAUGUCAGCUGACCACACAGUCACUGCCCUAUUGGACACUCGUAGGGAGUGCAUUUUUCACUGCUUCAAUGUGUAAGGGGUUAAGAACAAAUGGGUACCCAAGAUUUAACCUUAUUUACUAAUCAUUUGUGUGGAGAGAUUUAUUCAUUAUCAUUUUUUUUUUCUUUUUAAUAAAAAAAUAAAAAAAAAACUACACUGGCUGGGUCUGUUGCUGCUACAGAGUUUUGAAUACCAUUUUAUCAAUAAAGCUUGAUUUGAGAAACAAAUCUAAUGCUAAAGUAGUAAUUUCUGCUUUGUACUUUUUUUUUUUUUAUCAUACUAUUAAAACGUCACUUUUGUAUAUUUUACUACACAGUGGAAACCCAUAUCUCAAAUGGGUAUGGACCAGUUUUGUUUCCCCCCUCAAUUUGACAAUGUGUUUUUAGAGAAGAAAAAAAAGCAACUUUACUAUAUUUAAAAGGGAUGUUUCAGGCUUCAUGUGUGUAGCUUGAAAUUUGCCUGUUUGUAAAAUGUUUUUUUUUUUUUUCUUCUUUUCAAUCCUGACAAUCUAACACUUUAUGUAUAUUUUCCACUUGACCAAUUUAUUACAUAGGACAAGUUAGUGAUUAAACAAUAUUUGUGAAUCCAAAUGUAUAGCAUGUUAACAAUGUUUAAUUACUGGGGUUUUGAAAGCCUGAUUUAGAAUCUUGAAUAUGGAAGUGACAAAGAAUUGUUUGUUUUCCCCUAAAAAUCAAAAUCGGAAUGUUUCCAUAUAAGCUUUGUUGACAAAACUACUGUGCGUGCACUGUUUGUCUUCAUGUAAGAUGUUGUAUUUGUAUUGAUAUGUGGUUAAUCAUUUAAAAAAAAAAAAAAAAAAAAAAAAAAGAUAACUUAAAAAAAAAAAAAUAUGUCUCCCACCAUUUGGUAGUUAGAAUUCCUUCUGUUUUUAUUCCAGCAUGUCUAACAAAUUUGAAGACUAUUGGGGCCCAAAUGAUUCUAAAGCAGUUAAUUUACCAUCUUACCCUGUUUUGUUUUUAAACAAAGCAGUAUAGGAAAAACUGUUUGUUUGUAAUUGGAGGUUUACAUUUAACCCAAGUUCAGAUUAAAAAUGUUUGUUUUCCUUCAAUCCAGUACUUUACAAGCUGAUUACUUUUCGAAGAUCAAAAUGUUUUUUGUUAUUUUGGUCAUGGUUGGGAGGGGUUUUACUUAAAUGAUGUGAUGGGGUUGAUGGAAGUUUCAGAAGUUAUGCAGUAAUGUUCAAACCUGGCUG
This is a messenger RNA of Pelobates fuscus (common spadefoot toad), 3303 nucleotides long. It is a transcript of the gene PPM1A, whose product is annotated as protein phosphatase, Mg2+/Mn2+ dependent 1A. Gene Ontology annotation, cellular component: nucleus; cytosol. Gene Ontology annotation, biological process: positive regulation of canonical Wnt signaling pathway; positive regulation of canonical NF-kappaB signal transduction; negative regulation of canonical NF-kappaB signal transduction. The record is from RefSeq and is a predicted model, not a curated record. Gene Ontology annotation, molecular function: protein serine/threonine phosphatase activity; manganese ion binding; magnesium ion binding. NCBI's taxonomy places the organism in Eukaryota, Metazoa, Chordata, Amphibia, Anura, Pelobatidae. The transcript is spliced from 6 exons. Bases 238 to 1389 code for a protein of 383 amino acids.